Molecule: messenger RNA, 1147 nt
Organism: Hibiscus syriacus
Lineage: Eukaryota; Viridiplantae; Streptophyta; Magnoliopsida; Malvales; Malvaceae
Exons: 1
Coding region: 32-544 (170 amino acids)
Molecular function (GO): protein binding
Source: RefSeq, a predicted model, not a curated record
AUUUCACCAUCUUUUUGUUUAGCUAGAAGCAAUGUGGGGCAACCUUCCCUUUGAUGUUCUAGCUAAGAUCUUCUCCUUCCUCUCCCCAGACUCCUUGGCGCGUGCCAGGUCUGGUUGCCGGCAUUGGCACGUGUGUGUGGAGACCUAUCCCAUGACUAACUCCUUCACCGCACUGCCGCACCACCACCAAGCUUGGUUCUUGGGUUUCCCAGCUCGCAACCGUGGCCAACAUGGUUAUGUCCAUAAUCCGGUCAACGACAAUCGGCACAUGCUCUCAUUCGACUUCUUGCCCGACCCGGUUCGACCCAUUGCAUCUAUGGGUUCCCUCAUCCUUGUAAGACCAACAAAUUGUACAGUCCUUCGGUUAGCACUAUGUAACCCUUUUACAAGGCAAUUUACGUACCUUCCAAUGUUGAAUACCACUAGGAGCAAUCCGGCAGUUGGCGUUAUAACAUUAGACUCGGGCCAAGAUCGUCCAAACCCACACUUUAGAGUUUACGUGGCAGGCGGGAUGUCUAAAGUGCCACAUGGUGGUGCCACAUAAGAAUCCAAUUUGGAUAUGUAUGACUCGGUGGAUGACACAUGGCACGUAACGGGGUUUGUGCCGAUGGAAUUUGCAGUUAGACUAACGGUUUGGACACCAAAUGAGAGUGUCUACUCAAAUGGGGUGAUGUAUUGGAUGACUUCAGCCAGGGCCUACAGCAUAAUGGGGUUUGAGAUCAGUGCCAACACAUGGCGAGGAAUUGGAGUUCCGAUGGCAGACAAGCUCGAAUUUGUGUCGCUGUUGUGCCACAAUGGUGGCUUGACGCAUGUGGGUGGGACGAGUGUAGGAGAGGCAUGUAUAUGGGAGCUGAAAGAUGGGGAUAGAUGGGGCUUAAUCCAAAAGGUGCCAAUGGAAAUGGGGAUAAAGCUUUUAGGUGGGCAGAGUAGUUGGGGCAAUUCUAAAUGUGUGGGCAGUGAGGGUGCCAUUUGUUUGUAUAGGGAGCUUGGAUCAGGAACGGUAGUUUGGAGAGAAAUGAAAGAAAAGGCAACAUGGGCAUGGUUUUGGGUUGAAGGGUGUCAUUUCAUAGGUGGCAAACAAGUGCAAAAUUUGCCAAUUAAGGGCGUCUUUCUUCGCCCAAAUCUUUCUCCGUUUGCAUUUUGAGGA